AUGGAAGGGGAAAACAAGCGUCGAGGAGAAGAGACGGCAGAGAGCGACGCCCACUUCAAGGUGAGCUCUGACGUGAAGGGCAUCCGCUUCGGCGGGCAGCUCGUCGUCAAGUCGUUCACCGUCCGCCGCGCCGUGCCGGUGGAGUUGCUCUGCCUGCUCUCCCUCCCGCUAUCCUCUCCGCUUCCCUUCCCCUCCGCCACCGCCUACCUGCCGACAAGCUUCACCAUCCUCGCGCGCCGAGCAUGGCAGACGCUGACGCUCGGCAUGGACGACAGCAAGCCAAAGGCCCUCCUCUUCGUCUUCGAGUCGGAGGACAUGAAGGCGGCAGCGGACCGGGUGUGGCCGCCGGUGAUCCCCCUGGGCGAGGUCGACGGGAAGCUCCUCCGGGGGCUCGUCGGUUGCGAGAUGGCGCGGUUCAAGCUCCGCAAGGGCUGCCUCACCUUUUACGUCUACGCCGUGAGGCGCGCCGGCGCCGCCGGCUUCCGGAGGGCCAGCGACCUGAGGGCUCUGCUGGAGUCGGUGGCCGCUGCCAAGGACUUCACGGAUUUCGCUGCCAUGCUCUCCCCCCUGCAAAGACAGAGGAGCAUCACGUUCUCGUCUCCUUCCGCCAUGGCCCACUGA
Spirodela intermedia is the source of this 621-nucleotide messenger RNA. The record is from the annotation of a GenBank genome assembly. Lineage: Eukaryota; Viridiplantae; Streptophyta; Magnoliopsida; Alismatales; Araceae.